AUAAAAAGGUAGCAACUACCCAACUAGCUAGCUGAAAACCCAUUAAAUUGCCCUCCCUGCAUUUUUCUACCUUAUUAUAAUACCCUUCACACUCUGAAAACAUCUGUCCUCUCCUCGCCGCUCUCCAUUUCGCCACUCACAGAUUUCCCUCUCUUCUCUUCUUAUAUUUGAAUCUUCAUUUCAUAAAAUUGUUCUACUCCAUCUCUGCUGGAAUUCCCAUUUUGUUUCCCUUCGUCCAAUAAACUAUGGGACGGGUAGACGAUAUAAUCGACGAGGGUGAAACCUGCAGCGGCCAGCAGCUGGAAACAGGGCUUCUGCAGCCGCCGGCGAGCCAGAACGACAUCGUCGGCGAAGGGUUUACUCCAGCGGUUGUUCUUAGCACCUUGGUCGCCGUGUGCGGUUCCUUGGCUACCGGUUGCGCUUAUGGAUACUCAUCACCAGCAGAGUCAGGGAUCAUAGUAGACUUGGGAAUGUCUGUCGCGCAAUACUCAACCUUUGGCUCAAUCUUGACAAUUGGUGGAAUGUUGGGUUCUCUAGUCAACGGCAAGACGGCAGACAUAAUUGGCAGGAGAUAUACAAUGUGGGUGUCUGAGGUGUUCUUCCUAGUCUCUUGGUUUGUAAUAGCAUUUGCCAACCUCCCAUGGCUACUUGAUCUUGGAAGGCUCAUAAUGGGAUUUGCAGUUGGGAUUAAUGUCUAUGUUAUACCAGUCUACAUUGCAGAAAUCGCCCCCAAGAACUCUCGUGGCACCUUAACUUCUACUCAUCAGUUCAUGCUUACCUUUGGCUUUUCUCUUAUCUAUUUGACGGGAACGCUCAUAUCCUGGCGAGCAUUGGCUCUAGUUGGUGUUGUUCCAUGUCUGUUGCAUGUCUUGGGCAUAUUCUUUAUCCCAGAGUCUCCAAGAUGGCUGGCAAAGCUAGGGAAAGACAAAGAGCUAGAAGAAACUCUAAGAUACCUAAGGGGAAAAAGUGUUGAUGUUUCACAAGAAGCUCUUGAUAUUAAAGAGCACACUGAGCUAUUUGAGAGCCUUUCAGAGAAUAAAAUCCAGGACUUAUUCCAGCGAAAAUAUGCAGAUGCACUCAUUGUGAGAUGAGGAUUAUAUAUUUGUGGUUGUCGGGCUAAUGGUGCUUCAGGAGUUUGGAGGGACAAAUGCAUUCUCAUACUAUAGCGCCUCCAUAUUUGAACUUGCUGGUGUUUCAAGUACUUUCGGUCUGGUAUCCGUUGCCAUUAUUCAGAUUCCAGCCACCAUCACAUCUGUUCUUCUUACUGAUAAACUAGGAAGACGGCCUCUUCUUUUGAUAUCUGCAUUUGGGUUAUUCUUGAGUACAUUCUUGAUUGGACUUGCAUUCUUGUUGCAGGAGCUUAACAAGUCUGAGAGUUUAACUGCUCUCUUGGCAUACAUUGGCUUGCUAGGACUCCCCAUAACUUUCUCGACUGGAAUGGCAGGAUUGCCAUCCGUUGUAAUGGCUGAGGUGUUUCCUAUAAACAUAAAGGGUACAGCUGGAAGUGUAGUGACAUUUAUCAAUUGGUCAUCUUCCUGGAUGGUCACGUACUCUUUCAACUUCUUUGUCCUAUGGAAUUCUGCCGGUACAUUCUUCAUAUUUUCCACAAUGUGGAUUUUUGGAAUUUUGUUCAUUGCAAAAUUUGUACCAGAGACCAAAGGUCGGUCACUAGAAGAAUUGCAGACGUUAAUAAAUCACAUCAAGUAGUCAGAAGAAGGAUAAAAGUGGUCACUACUUGGUACUAGUUAGAUUAAUCAAGGAGCUUUUGUUGUAAAUUUGCCAUGCAUAUGUAUCAAUGCAAUAAUUAUAGAGAGAAAAUAGUCUUCACAAGGUAAAAUUUCAUUGGAAGAGGAUUGUGAUUAAUCUACACAAUAAAUAAAAGCCAAAUUAGAAAAUUUGAGGCCCCAUUUUAAAUUUCUUGCAUCCAGAGUGAAAGUAGGAGGA
Molecule: messenger RNA, 1944 nt
Organism: Linum tenue
Lineage: Eukaryota; Viridiplantae; Streptophyta; Magnoliopsida; Malpighiales; Linaceae
Source: the annotation of a GenBank genome assembly